Messenger RNA from Monopterus albus (swamp eel), 3331 nucleotides. RefSeq names its product glucosamine (N-acetyl)-6-sulfatase (Sanfilippo disease IIID), b (gene gnsb). The record is from RefSeq and is a predicted model, not a curated record. Bases 129 to 1703 code for a protein of 524 amino acids. Gene Ontology annotation, molecular function: glycosaminoglycan binding; N-acetylglucosamine-6-sulfatase activity. NCBI's taxonomy places the organism in Eukaryota, Metazoa, Chordata, Actinopteri, Synbranchiformes, Synbranchidae. Gene Ontology annotation, biological process: glycosaminoglycan metabolic process. The transcript has 14 exons.
ACACUUUGACUCCACUUCCUUAAAUUCGCAGUGUGUUUCUCAGCGUGCGUGCGACUUGACCACGCUCGUUUUAACUGCACACGUCCUCUUAGCAGCAGUAGCAGCGGGGUCCGAGCCGUGGUGGUCCAAUGGCGGGUCCGAGGAGCACAGCCGGGGCGACAAGAAGCGGACAGAGGGCACAUCUGGCGACCCCCGUACUUCUCGCGCUGCUCACCUGCUGCGUCAGGUGCGCGGACAGUGCCAAACCGAGCAAUAUCGUCCUCAUCCUCACCGACGACCAGGACGUUCAGCUGGGGGGGAUGGUGCCCAUGAAGAAAACUAAAGCCUUAAUAGGAGACGCAGGAGCAACGUUUGUGAACGCUUUCACAGCCUCACCACUGGGCUGCCCCAGCAGGAGCAGCAUCUUGACGGGUCGGUACCCCCACAACCACGAGGUGAAGAACAACUCGCUGUCUGGGAACUGCUCCAGUCCUCUGUGGCAGAAGGGCCCCGAGGCCGAGGCCUUCCCCAUCUAUCUCAGCAAACAGAAGUACCAGACGUUCUUUGCUGGGAAGUAUCUUAACCAGUACGGUGAGAAGGAGGCAGGUGACGUCGCCCAUGUUCCGCCCGGCUGGGACCAGUGGUACGCACUGGUGGGGAACUCCCAGUACUACAACUACACAUUGUCGGUCAACGGCAAAGAAGAAAAGCACAGCGACAGUUAUGAAAAGGACUACCUGACAAACCUCAUCGUGAACCGCUCUCUACGCUUCCUGGAUGACAGGAGUCCUCAGCAUCCCUUCUUCCUGAUGUUGUCUCCUCCAGCUCCUCACUCCCCCUGGACAGCAGCACCUCAGUACCAGGGAGAGUUCAGCAACGUUAAAGCCCCACGAGAUGGGAGCUUCAACAAACCGGGGAAGGCCAAACACUGGCUGCUGCGCCAGCCUGUCAACCCCAUGACCGACAGCUCGCUCGCCUUCCUGGAUGAUGCUUACAGGAGAAGGUGGCGGACCCUGUUAUCUGUGGACGACAUGGUGGAGGCACUGGUCAAAAAGCUUGACAGUAUAAAAGAACUGAACAACACCUACAUCUUCUACACCUCAGACAACGGCUACCACACAGGUCAGUUCUCUCUGCCCAUUGAUAAGAGGCAGCUGUACGAGUUUGACAUCAGGAUCCCGCUCAUGGUCCGUGGUCCUGGCAUCAAACCAAACCAGACUCUGCAGGCACCGGUACUGAACAUUGACCUGGCCCCCACCAUACUGGACAUAUCUGGUGUCAACCUGUCCUCUGUGAAUGUGGACGGGCAGUCCUUUCUUUCCCAGAUGGCCCCCUCACUGCGUAAUGGCACCGCCCGUCCGUUCUUCCUCGUUGAAUACUCUGGAGAGGGACAUCCAACCACAGACCCCAUUUGUCCUAAACUAGGACCUGGUCUCUCUCAAUGCUUCCCUGACUGUGUGUGCGAAGACGCCUACAACAACACCUACGCCUGCAUCAGGACCCUCGACAGCGAACACAACCUGCAGUACUGCGAGUUUGCCGACAGCGAGUCGUUUGUAGAGGUGUACAACCUGACGUCAGACCCCCACCAGCUGCAGAACAUCGUGAAGCAGGUGGAUCCCUCCGUCCUGCAGAUCAUGAACCAGCGCCUCAUAAAGCUCCAGUCCUGUGCGGGCAACAGCUGCCGUGACAUCAAGCAAAGGAGACGCACACCACAGUACUGAGUGUGCACGCUCUAGGAAGCUGCCAAACACUGACUACAUCACACUCACAGUGGGUGGCGGGGUCGGUUCUUCGUAGGAGAGUAGCGUAGGCCUUUGCAACAGAAGACAUUUGGACACGUCUCAGGUGUAAUAAGUUUUGUUUAGCUGCUUCAGGUUCUGGGUCCUAGUGUGUUUGCUGUCUCAGUGGGACACCUGAACACAACACAGACACUAGAGGACUAGUGUGUUCUGGGAAAUACACUUAUUUGCUUUCUUGCUGUGAAGCAGAUGAUUGAUAGCGCUGUCGUGUCUGCCUGGAAAAUAUGCAGCAUAAAGACAGGAAGCAGGUGGAAACUGCUGGUCUCCGCCUGUCAGCACCUUCAGAUAUCACUAAACCAGAACCACUAUGCCCGCCUCUUUCUUGUUGGGACCAAUAACAUAAUGUCCAGGACAAGACAAAUCAUUCUUACAUGUCAGUUUUGUCUGAAUCCUUAGUGUGUCUCCCAGAAUGUUGGACUUUCCCUGAGCUGUCACCAGUAACACCUGUGACGUCCAACUGUCUGCUGUGAAAAUGGCCCGUUUUUCUGAACAGUACUUAGAUUUUCUCUUCCUUCCUGUGCAGCCAGGACUUGUUCUGCCACUCGGUCCCUGCUGGUUUCUCCAAUCUGCACUAUAAACCUUCUUUAACAUGGUUAGUGUUCACAGAAACAUGCUACAGUAUUUGUCAGAUGUGAAGAUGCACAACCAAAGGUUUGCUGGUGCACUGUAGCUGCCUCUCAUCAUCCCUUUAGAGGAAUGGUUCCACCAUUUUAGGAUUGGAUCUUCAUAGUUUUCUUGCAGAGUAUUGGAUUAAAAGACUCAUGUCUCUGCAUUUCAUCAGUUACUUUAGCACAGCAGCAGAAACAUCUGUCCCGGACUGACAGUCCACCUGCCAGCAGCUCUGAAGCUCCCCACUCAACACGGUUUAAUUCUUACAAGAAGUUAAGUGUGAACAUGACAAAUUGCAGUUUGUGUGGGAGUUGGCUGGUUUACCUGGUGAGAAACAGUCUGGCAUUAACACCAAAGUCACAACUUGUCAUUUUGACACAUCAGGGUUUGAUCCGAUUAAACGGGGGAUGAUGAAUGAGUUUUUGAGCUUCAGAGCUGCUGGACGUCCCUUUACAGAUGUCUUAUAACAAGAUUUUCCAAAAUGCUGGACCAUUCCACUGGGUUACUGGACGUGUGCAGAGCACAGCUCUGGUUUUCCAAACCUUGUUGAACUCCUAGCUUUGUCUCUACUGCACUUUGAGUGAAGUUAAAGCAACAGUUUUUCCAAAUGGACACAGUUUGGCAUGUGCCUACUUUGUGCCUCAGAUUGAAAGAACAGCUUUUAAAAUUUUUAAUUCAGGUGUUUGCUUAGUACAGUAUUUUACACUGAAUAUUAAUAGUCACAUUAGUACAGAGCCUUUUUAAGAAGGAAAAGUGCUGUGAUACUUUUGAGAUGUUUUCUAAUUGUGAGGAACCUUGAAGGGAAAUGCUGUCGGGUAACAUCUGAGAUGAAUGCCUUAAUCCCAAGUGCCUUGUUAUUUGCACUGACAAGGCGCAUGUGCCUUUAAAUGUGAAUGUAUUUCCACUGUGAUCAAUUAAAAUCUAUCAAAAGAAGCAUUUAA